CCGACUUUGGCGAGCGGACUGGAACAAGUCUAUUACAGCAGUGAUUUUUACUGAGAGUCUGUUCCUAUGUGUCUGGAAUGCAGUUGACUUUUUUUCCCAUAGGUUAGUUACAUACACCAUGAAGGAGGACUGUUAGUUGUGAGAAGAAUCAGUAUAUUUUUUCUCGACAAAGUUAUUUUUUACCUACUUCCGGACUAUGGAUUUGGAACAACUUUAAACCGACGAAUAACAUCAAGGAGAACUGUGUUCUGAAGCUUUCAUUUUAAAACUUCCGCGAAUUAAUCACAGAGCUGGCGUCAAAUCUCUUCCCUCUGAUGUGAGAAAUCCAGGUGUUUUUACCUGCCAAAACGGAAACCAGUUUGGACAACUUCACUGACAGGAGCUCAUCAUCAAUGUUUGAAGAAGUCUUUUCAGAGUCUGUUCUUUAUCAUCAGUUGAGAGCAGGUCUGGUAAUAUCCCACGGCACCUACAGCGCUUGCCGUGGUGCUUUUGCUGUAGUGCCCUUUUGCAAAUUUCCAAUACAAGUUUAUAUUUUCCUCUAAGAGGAAUAGAGUGCCCCAUACCAGAGGAAAAUUGCUGUGCCCCUUCAAGAGGGAAGUUCAAGGCUUGUGAGAAUUAACAUUGUCUCAGUUUUUAGUCUGAGGUUUUCUUUGUUUGAGGUGACGACUUAUAAACUGUGUGGUUUAAUGGCAGAGAAGUCUGCACCUGUUUACUUGGUACCUUGGUGUGGAUUUGUGGCAAUUUGCUGAAAGAGUUAUAUUAUACUCGAGCUGGUAAUUCAUUCUCCUGAAGACAAUCUGAUCGAAACGUUGAGUUGUCAACCACCAGUUCUGUUCAGAAGCAAUACUACUCAAAAGAGAAAUACACAUGAGGCUACUGCACACCUCACUAAUUAUACUCCAUGUAAGUUAGAGGCAGGUGCGAAGUUCGAACUGGUGGAGACUAUAAGAGAAAUGCCUGGUGGACUCAGGAACUUUUAAAGUUGACAUAGAUGCAUCUGAAUGGCUAUGAAAUGUUGAAGUCGAUUGUCCUUGAUUAUCAAUAUUUUUGUGGCGUGAAUCAACUGGACGGAUAAAGUAGACUCUUGAAGAUUCUUCUUGCCGUCCCAGAGAGUUAUACAAUGGCAAGAAAAGAACUUCAUAACAAUCUUCGGCAAAGCCGGCCACAUCCGAACAUCGUCCUGCGAGAAAGAACAAUGACACUCGGCGAGAAGAUCUCGUACUUCCACCAGAACGCUGACGACUCUGACGAUAGUCGCAUCGCGGCAUUGAGGAAUCGUGCUAACCGCAGCGGAGGGCAAGCUGGAGCAUUUUUGACGGAGGGAACUGACGAAGAAGGUCUCGUUGAUGGCAGGACAAAGAACAGAAACAGGGGGAGGAUGCCAACAAUAGGCGAGAGGAGAGUCUCCCCCGCUGGUAGGGGAACGUCAAGCACUAUGAGUAUGGCAGUCUGUGUGUCAGUUACAGAUUCUACCCAUGAGUUGAUGGAAGCAGCAGAGAAGGGGGAUUCCUCCGCUGUACGUAGGGUUCUCAGAGAGAGCUCAGCUGAUCCUAAUUUCGGUCGGACUGGAGACUACCGAACUGCCCUCCUCAGGGCAUGCCAGUAUGGGCAGGUUGAUGUUGCAAGACAACUUCUACAGGCUGGUGCAGAUACCAGUAUUCGCACCAUCAAGAAUCGGACUCUACUGCAUGAGGCCUGUGUCGGAGGUCACCCCAAUGUCCUGACAUUACUCCUUGACCUUGCAGAUGACAUCGAUGCGGUCGAUGUCGAAGGUCAGAGUUCAUGUCACAUCGCCGCAUUCCAGGGAGAGUUGGAAUGCCUGCAGGUUUUAGCGGAAAAAGGAGCUGAUACGUCGCUGGAGGAUAAGAAUGGACGAAGCCCCGCCCACCUGGCCGCCCAGAGGAACCACCCAAAGAUACUCAGCUACCUCCUGAGUAAGGGCGUCGACAUUGAGACGUCUGACCACCAAAGAAGGAGACCCGCCCAUAUGGGUGCAAUCCAUGGAGGCCUGGAGAGCCUGAUCCUUUUUGUCCAAGGGAACUGUGACAUCUUGGCCACUGAUCAAGCUGGGUGUAUUCCCGCUCACUUCGCUGCUAAGAAAGACCACUUAGACUGCCUUAGAUUCCUUGUCAAGAAUGGCACAGAGCUGAUGACCAAGGAUGGAUCGGGAAAGACGCCUGCUCACAUGGCGGCAUAUUUUGGAGCGAUGACCUGCCUGCAUUGGUUAUUGGAGAAAGGAGUGGAUGCCAUGGCUACAGACAAUCAUGGCAACACACCAGCUCACCUAGCUGCUACUGGUGGCCAUGCUGAAUGCUUCAACUGCUGCCUCCAGCACAACGGUCGGCUUGAUGUAGUCAAUGACAGAGAGGAGACUCCUAUGGCCUGUGCUAGACGCUCCGGCCACCCACAGCGGAUGAGCAAAGCAGGAAACAAUGAAGUGAAAUGCAUCCAUUGCGCCAAUAACUAUGAGCUGGUCGAGUGGGAGAGAAUGCACCAACCGUCUCAAGUCCAGAAAGCAAUGAACAACAAGAAGGGAGGGAUCUUUAAUUCACCUCUACCAAGAAAACCAAAAGCUCAAGAAGUGCAGAAACCCAAAGAAACAAAGCCAAAGGUCGUAGGUCAAGAGUUACUGCCAAAGAGAGACUUAGCUGUUAGAUAUUUUGGACAAGAGACAAAUUGAAUGAACAUACUGCUUCAAGGAUAGAAUUUAAUCAGUACAUGUUCAAGUUUUGAGAAUUGGGACUAAUUCACAACCAUGACAACACUGAACUUCAAUGGAUAUAGAACAAGAUCGACAAAUUGGCUGUAGGCGGAGGUCUUGGUCUUGUUGAACAUGCUGGAAAUAAUUCAUGGGGAUCCCGCUCUUUCCAAGUAGCUGCAGUGAAGGUGUGGAACGGUCUACCACAUUCUAUCAGAGCCGUCCAGACAAUAGAAACCUUCAAAUCAACCCUGACGACCCAUCUUUUUCAAAGACAUUUCAGUAACACUCACUAGACAUUGGAAUUUGUUCUUGUUCUUUGCACUGCUGGAGAACAACCAAGGGGGAAUAUUUUUAUUGGAGCAAGCGCCAUGAGCACUUUUUGUGGAUACCGGCGCUAUAGAAGACGUCAUUAUUGUUAUUAGAGGAUGAAGCCCCCUGAACCUCCUUGGUUUAGAGAAGGAAGAUGUGUGCCUUUUGUAUCAUAAACACUUUUGAGAUGUAGAAAUAUUUGAAAGUUGAGUUUUAAGAACUGUAAUAAAGCCAUUUGUGAGUCAGAUUUGAAGAAUGGUUGGUGUAAAAACUUGCUUAGUUACAAGUUACCAGCUUAAGUUUGAAUACCUCAGACUAGAGACAGUUGCUAUAAUAAUGUCACAUUGUUUGGGACAAGCUUUUGUGUAGCUACCUCCAGAUUAGCAAACUCUGCGGUGGAUUUCACAAAGAGUUAAGACUAGUCAUAUCUGGAGUUACUCGUCCUGAAACUUAGGACUAACCUUAAGUUUUUAACAACUCCUAGGACUAGGCUGCAGUGCUUCUCCAAAGGUGUUAUGGUAAUUAGGUUUUGGAGUUUUUAUUUUUUGUUAUAAUUAUGCAAGUUUGCCCCAAACGAGGCUUAAAGCCACUCUUGGU
Molecule: messenger RNA, 3607 nt
Organism: Asterias rubens (European starfish)
Lineage: Eukaryota; Metazoa; Echinodermata; Asteroidea; Forcipulatida; Asteriidae
Product: ankyrin repeat, PH and SEC7 domain containing protein secG-like
Exons: 10
Coding region: 1121-2680 (519 amino acids)
Molecular function (GO): protein binding
Source: RefSeq, a predicted model, not a curated record